AAGUAUAUUCAUCCUUUUGGGUUGCUGAAAUGGAGCGGAGGUGGAGAUUCCAAGUCUUUCUUAGCUAAGUAAUGAAGGUGGUCCCUUAAGAUUGGAAAAUCAGUUUCCUUUGGGUGAAAAAAAAAAGUAAUCUGAACAUUCCUUUAAGUGGCUGGAAGCUGGGAGGAGUGUAUAGCCACAGAGACAGGAUGUCCUGAUCAACUUACGUUUUUCUCGUUAAAAUGGAUUUAUUGGGGGAGGUGGGGGUGUCUUAAAACCAAGAAAAGAAACAAGCAGUAACAAGUAGUGACUAGAUGUAUAAGUAGGAGAGAUAAGGCUCCAGGGAGGAGGCGGUGCUGAGCGGGACAGAACCAGAUUCCAGUCACCUGCUGGCAGAAACAAAAGCGAAACUCCGCACUACCUGGAAAGCAGCAGCCAGAGGCAGCACUCGGCUGUCAUUCACCUGGAGGGGCGGGGCUAGAUCCGAGGUAUACUUAGCUGAAACCUGAAGCCAGGGUUCCUAGAAUCGGAAAAAUAAUUGGAGCCCGAGGGUGGGGAGCAGCUUGUCACCCAGGUAGGGGGCGGAACCUGAGGGAGGGUUUAUCUGGGCUGAAGCGGAACUUGGAAGUGCGCGGACACCUUAGCUCUUGAGCUGGGGGGGAAGGGAUAGGUAGCCGAGCUCCCCGGAGCUCGGGAAAGGGGUCGCCUCCGGUUCUAGGCCUCAGGGUUUCGAUUGCAGCCGGCUCGACGACCGCUAGCGGGCCCCGCCGCCGCCAUGACCUGGAGCGCGUCGUCGCCCGGGGCCAACCAGCCUGACAACACGGCCUUCACUCAGCAGCGCCUGCCGGCCUGGCAGCCGCUACUGUCGGCCGGCAUCGUCCUGCCUCUCUUUUUCUGCGUGGGCCUGGCCUUCAUCGGCCUGGGCCUGGGCCUCUACUACUCCUCCAACGGCAUCAAAGAGCUGGAGUACGACUACACGGGCGACCCAGGUACGGGCAACUGCUCGGCCUGCGCCGCAGCCGGGGAGAGGGUGGCCCCGCCGCCCGCCAACUGCAGCUGCCAGUGGUGCUUCUCGCUGCCCGAGCUCUUCCAGGGCCCCGUGUUCCUUUACUACGAGCUGUCCAACUUUUACCAGAACAACCGCCGCUACGUGGUCUCGCGAGACGACGCGCAGCUUAGCGGGGUGGCGAGCGCGCUGCGUCACCCCGUCAACGAGUGCGCGCCCUACCAGCGCAACCGCGCCGGCGUGCCCAUCGCGCCGUGCGGCGCCAUCGCCAACAGUCUCUUUAAUGACUCUUUCAAGCUCCUGCACCAACGCCUGCCCGGCGGCGCCUACGUCGAAGUGCCGCUCGACCGCACGGGCAUCGCGUGGUGGACUGACUACCACGUCAAGUUCCACAACCCGGAACCCAUCAACGGCAGCCUGAAGCUUGCCUUCCAGGGCACGGCCAAGCCGCCCAAUUGGCCGCGUCCAGCCUACGACCUGAGCCCGGACCCCAACAACACGGGCUUCGUGAACCAGGACUUCGUGGUAUGGAUGCGCACGGCGGCGCUGCCCACCUUCCGCAAGCUGUACGCGCGCAUCCGCCACGGCAACUACUCGGCGGGCCUGCCACGCGGGGCCUACUGCGUGAACAUCACUUACAACUACCCCGUCCUCUCCUUUGGCGGCCACAAGCGCAUCAUCUUCAGCAGCAUCUCGUGGAUGGGGGGCAAGAACCCCUUCCUGGGCAUCGCCUACCUGGCCUUCGGCUCCCUUUGCAUCGUCACCGGCUUCGUCAUGCUUGUCGUGUACAUCCGGCACCAGGACGAGAACGGCGACGGGGAAGACGACGAGGAGUGACCUGAGAGGGAUGGCAGGCAGCUGCUCUCAGCGGCUUCUUCCACCCCUUCCCCCACAACCCAUUUUGUACCCGGGCAUCUCCUUACGAGUAUUUUGAGCUAUUAAGGACCUUCUUAUAUACUUCCUUCCUAACCCUACCCCAUUUUAUUCUUCAGGCAAAAAUCCCCAACCCCUAACAGUUCUUAAUGGUCUUUGUGGACCUCGUCCCGGGAAAUAUCCCCUUCCACCAUUUUUAAUGUUUUGAAAGUUGAUCAGAUCAACUUUUUAAGCCACCUCCCUCUUUAAAUAUCUCUUUCCCAAUCUCAUCCCAUCCUGUUUCCUUGCCACACAAUUGCUGAUUGUUCUUGUGGAACUGUUUGGAGAAUUUACCCAACGUCUUUUUCAAAGAGAUUAGUCAAGCUUUUCUAGUUUUUUGAGCUGCUUACCUCCUCAACACCUUUGUACUUCCCACCCAAGUCACCCCCACAUAGUCCAAUUCCUGAUUGUCCCUGGGGAGCUAGCCCUUCCCCUCUUUAAUGUGUUGGAUGUUGAACAGGCUUUUAGCAGUCCUUUGAGCUUACCUAACUCCUAAACACCUCCUUUCCUCUUCCAUCCCAUUCCCCUUACAACCCAGUUCCUAAUGUCCAGGUGGAACUGUUUGGAGGAAAGAUGAAGUCCAGGGAAAUUUCCCCAUCACCUCUUUCAGAAAGAAUGAGUAUAGUAUUUUGAGCUACCUACCUCCUUAACACCUUUCCACUCCUAAUCUCCCCUCCUUCUCAAGCUGUAGAAUUCUUAAUUGUUCCUUGGGGAGCUGAUUGAAUGGGAGGCCUGAAGUCCAAGGAAGUUUCCCUUUCCCCUUUUUCGUGUAUUGGAGGUUUAACUGGUUCUUAUUAGUCCUUUGAACUACUUUAUAACAACGUCCCAUCUCAUUCCCCUCUUGCUGUGAGCUUCUUAAGAAGGUAUAUUAUAAUAACCCCAUUUCUAAUCGUCUGGGUUGGAGGUGUUGGAUGAUUGACCUGAACUUCAGAUAAAUUUCUCCUCCCCUCUUACUGUUAGAAAGUUAAUUAGGUUUCUGAAGCAUUAACACAGAUUAUGUGGUGCAUAAGAUUGUAGAUUUCAAGCAGUCAGAAUAUGAACCUCCUAAUUUUACAGAUGAGGAAAUGGAAGCCCAAAGAGAGGGGGCUUGCCUAAGUUCACCCAACUAGUAGUGGCAAAGCUGGGGUAGGAAUAAUAUAAACUAUGACACUAAACCCAUUUCUCUUUCCCCUAUGUCAUGCUGCUUCCCCAAAUAAUAAUAGUGCCUUGCAAAUAAUGAUUUUGUUCACUUCCUAAGGAAGUAUUAACCUUAUUUUUUUCCCUAUAGUUCAUUGUGGUGGAGGUUUGACAUGUUUCUAUAACAGUAAUUGGGAGUUAGGCUAUUUUUGCAUAUUUAUCUGCAAGGGAGUAUUUAUAAUAAUUCACUUAAUAUUUGAGUAUAGGACUGAUUUAUAUGAUGACUUAAGAUAUGCAGACUACUUUGUGCAUUAUCUCUAUUGAGCCUUAAAACAAACUUAUAAGCGCAACAGAUAAUAUCUUUAUUUUACAAAAGAAUAAACAGAGGUUCAAUAUGGCUGAAUGUCUUAUCCAUAUUCACAUACCUCACAAAAGUCAGAGACAGAAUUCUAACCUAGGUUUUUCUGACUUAAGUCCAGUACUCUAACCACUCUACCAGGCUUAUACUUGGCAAGAUCUUCUCUUUUCCUGUACAAAACUAACUUGCCUUGUAAUAUUUAAGAGAAUUUGCACUCCAGCCACGUAUCUUUUCUAUACAUAAGAAUAUCUUUGAUUUUCUAGAAGUUUUUGCCUACUAGAUAACUUCCAGAAAAGCCAAACAGUUCCAGUCAGAGGGGACUGCAGGGCAAACUAAGGGCAUAAAGUCAAACUCUUCAUUUUCUGUAGUUGUUGAUUUUGUAUUUGACAUUUCUCCCAAUAAGAAGCAUUUGUUUUUCUUCAUCCUAGACAAGAUUCUCUCUCCUUUUCCCACAGGAACCUUUUAGUCUUCUCAUCUCAUUAUUUUGUGGACUUCGAUGAGAAGGGCCCAAAACACUUAGCUUCUCUGAGGACUCAAGCAGUUUCUCUUCUAAUGGUGCUUUCAAAUGUUACAUGUUUCUAGGAAUCAUGUUUAUAAUUAAUGCUGUGGGAUAAGGAAAGAUAGUGCAAACUGAAAUUUGAAGAACUUUUUGAAACUUUGAGAGAGUUAAGACUGAAGCUUUUGUGAUUUAAGUGAUUCUGUAAAAUUCACCCUAAGAAACAAUGGUAUUGUCUUUUAAAAAUUCCAUCAAUGAAUAUCACUUAAUAAUCAAAGCUUAAAAACAGUGAAGUGUCCUUUCUACCCACUUUAUUUUGGUGACAGUAUGCAUGCAAAUAUCCAGAACUCUAUUAAUUGGUUAAUAGUGGGCAUUCCUUUAGCUUCCAAGUCUCAAAUCCUGUAAUUCUGUUAUUUCCACUAUUGCACACUUGUCUUGGGAUAAUACAAAUGUCCAUGGCAAUCCCCAUGAAGUAUUGUAACACCCUGAAUUGUGUUCUGAAUUACCAAAGACACUUUUGGUUAUAUUCAAUAUAAUUCUUAUUUCCUAUUUUUUUAAAUUGAUAAAUAAGCAUGAAAGCUGAUCUUAAAAAUUGAUUCGCAUUCAAAUCCUGCCUCUGAUACACUGACCAUUUGACUCAGUAAUUCAUAACUUUUCAUUGCCCCAUUCAACUCUUAGAUAUUAUAAAUUAUAGAAUAGUUGCUGAUUUGCAUUUCUAGAGGACAUUUUAUCAUCAGGAAUUUCCUUCAUCAUUGAAAGCACAGGUCUGCACCAAAAUGUGAAAAGUAUUAAACCAUGUAAUUUUUUAUUAACCAUAUUUAGGGUAUUUAUGCAGCCAAUUCCCUAAAUUUGACUAGAUAACAGAAUUUACUUUGUUUAUGUAUUGGGGAGCUAAAAUUCUAUAUUUCAAUGUUACUUUUAGAAUAAUUCAUCAGUCUGUGUAUUUAAAAUGUAACCAGUGUAACUAUUUCUUCUUAAAAUUUUAAUGAAGAUUCAGCUUUCA
Dromiciops gliroides (monito del monte) is the source of this 4870-nucleotide messenger RNA. RefSeq names its product transmembrane protein 30B (gene CDC50B). Lineage: Eukaryota; Metazoa; Chordata; Mammalia; Microbiotheria; Microbiotheriidae. The transcript has a single exon. Gene Ontology annotation, cellular component: plasma membrane; Golgi apparatus; endoplasmic reticulum. The coding region runs from base 755 to 1822 and encodes 355 amino acids. Gene Ontology annotation, biological process: phospholipid translocation. The record is from RefSeq and is a predicted model, not a curated record.